AUGCCGCAGUCCGUGUCGCAGUCCGUGUUGCAGAGGCAGGAGCUUUCUGAGCAGGAGCAGUCGAUGAGCCAGACAAGGCAAUUGCUCUCCUUCAAGCAUCCUCAGACCAAAACAGGAUGGACGCCGGGUCGCACCUGCAGUUUCCCACAAUUUCAAAACCACUCCGAUCAUGGCGCCGCCAAAGAAGAAACUGUUCGCAUCUGUCGGCGACUACGCAUCAGGCACAGAAACAGAGACGGAAAUGCCCGAACCCCCAAAGCCCAAGAGCAAAAAGAGCAUUUCGCUUCAUACGGCGCUGGCAAGAAACUUGGGAAGGCCCCCGCUUCGCCCAACAAGACCGAGCUGCCAGCGACCGGACGCUCGACACGCUCCUCGUCGAGACAGCCACGGACACGACCUCCUCCGCCGACACCAGCAACUUCAGUGCCCAAGUCUCCUGCCAAAUCGCCCACCAAGUCAUCUGCCAAGUCUCCCGUCAAGCCGGCCGUCGACGCCCCCGUCAAGUCUCCCGCCAAAAAGUCCCAGUCUCCAGCUCGCACCAGAGGCCGCCCUGCAGCUCCUCCACCUGCCACUGCCGACCAGCCAAAGCCCACGUCCCGUCGUGUCCGCACCGUCUCGCCCGCCAAGCGUCUGAUCGCAGACUCUCCACCACCCGAAGACCGCAUGAACCCCUUCCCUCCAAAGCCAGAACCCAUGACCGUCACCGACAAGCCCGCCGUCCGCAACCGUCACGGCGAAAAGGUCGUGGCUCCUGUCGAUAUCAAGCAAAAGAUGCGUCAAGCAAUCAACUUCCUGUCCGACGAUGGUGUCGAGAACCUGGCAGACUUUGAAGAGAAGCUGAACAGGAUCGAGGCCUGGCUGGACAAGAAUCACCCUGGCAUGGAUGGCAUCAUCGCAGACGGCGAAGACGACACCGAGUUGCUCUGCCGCAGGGUCCGUUACAUGAUCUGGGUCCACAAGGAGCGCAUCGAAGAGGGUGCCGAACAGUGGUUCACCCGCGACCAGUUCCCCGCCAGCCAGUCCAUGUACAAGCCCAUCAAGCCCAAAAAGGAUGACCCAUGGCGUUUGAAUCCCGAUUAUACCACGACCGGCAAGCCCGUGAACCCCAAGGAACAAGUCAUGCAGGCCCAGGACAGGGAUCGCUUCGUAAAGGCCCGCGCCGAAAAGGCUGCCGCUGCCAAAGCCAGUCCAAAGAAGGCAGUUGCCUCUACUACCCCCACACGACCCGAAUUGCCUCACCCAGAGAUCUGGCACCGCAAGGAGGCUGCACGUUUCCCCUACGGCGAGACUCCUUACAUGGAGCAAGUCAUGAGCAGACAGAUAACAGCUGAUCUGGCUCGUGGCAGAGAAGCCAAAGACGCCCUUGAAGGCGGCAAUUACUACGCUCUCAAGAAAGUUCUCGGAGACAUCAAGAACUACAUCCUCCCUCCAGCCCCACCUGCAGCUCCCUUUGACCCCUGGAAACUGCCUGAAGUCGCCUACGAGGACGUUUUGGAUGCCGAUCAGUGGAUGAAUGUCCUCAGCAAAGAGGAGACGACCGGCAGCAAGAGAAAGGCUGUACCCAGUAGAAGCCGCUCGCCUGCCAAGCGUAACAAAAAACUCACCUCUGUGCGAGCCGCCAUGCCAGAAGCAAACACCACACACCAUAUCCUCAACGCAACCAUGUCGAGCGAGCCCUCGUCACCCGCCUUUGUAAAUACAACAGCACCCCUCCAUCAAGAAAUCAAGAACCUCAAAGGAAAACUCGACGAAGUAAACUCCAACUUUGCCUACUAUGAAGAAUCCAACGAGAGGCUCGAAAAGCAAGUCGCAGACCAGAGCACGCAACUCGAUCUCAAAGACUCGAUCAUCUCAAGGCUGAAAGAGCACAUAGCAACACACCAAAAGGAACAUGACGAAACACACCAAGAAAAUGUAAAACUACGCCGUGAAUCUCUGGAUCUGGAGAGCUUGGUCAAGGCUAAUGAAAAGGAACUCAAGAGUGUUGUCGAGAUGGAAAGGACCAUCGAGGACCGCGAGGCAGAAGUUAGACACUACACUGCCGAGUUGACCUCGACACGCACCGAGCGCGACGAUAAAGUCACCGAAGUCAGGGGAUUGGAAGGAGAUAUUGCGAGAUUGCACCAGGAGCUGGAAGUCCGUGAUCAGGAAGUCGAGGCUCUGCAAAAGAGAAUCGAGAUCUAUGAGCGUCACAUCAGCAUCAGCAAAGACCUACCUGUUGAAGACUUGGACGAUGCACUCUAUGGAUUCAUGGAGAAAUGGUCUGCCAUACAAGCCGAUGGACCUUCUCCACCCAGAAAGCCCAAGCGAACUUCCAUCCGUGGCAUGAACCUUGCCGACGAAUUUGACGCCCUGAGUGAUGAAGACUAUGAUUCUGAAGGUGGAUAUGGGUCUGAUCAACGCAGUAUCCGCAGCUUUGACUCGCUGAGACCAAAGAAGAUGGAUGCUUCUGUUUUGGCCAUGUCGGAGAUUGAAUCUGUGGCUAUCCAUCCUUCGGUCAAGAAACCUGUUACCAUGACUUCUGCCGGUACUCAGAUGUGUCCCAAGCCUGUUCCACAGAACGCCAGCAAGGGAACCCAGACUACACCUGUCCUAUCUCCAAAGAAGACCUUCUCGGAAGUCAUCAGCAGUGGCGUCUCUACAAGCCCCAUUGCUGCUCCGGAGAAGCAAAAGAAGUCUUUCUCCGAGGUCAUCAGCAAUGGAGUUUCCACCAGCCCGAUCGCUGCUUUGAUUCAGAAGUUCACUCCUGCCAUGGUCAGUUCUGCUGCCCAGACGAGUCCUGAGCCGAGAAAGUCGUUCUCCGAGGUCUUGAGUGGUGGUGUUUCGACGAGUCCAGUCGAUGCAACUCCUUCUCCUCCAAAGUCUUUCUCCGAGGUCAUGAGCGAUGGAAUCUCGACAAGUCCAAUUGCCGCUUCUUCGACCAAGACUGCAUCAUCUUUGGAAGUUUUUACUUUCUCGGACGUCGCCAGCAACCGUGUUCAGACGAGCCCAGUUGCUCCUUCUCCAAGAACUGCCAUCCACUCUCCCAAGACUACAACCAUUGGAGUACAGACAGAUCUCACCAUCCCUUCACCUCUCGAGACUUUCUCCGAGGUUAUCAGUAGCGGGGGCGGCACAAGUCCCAUCACUCCUCCUCCCCAAACUGUAGUCUCUUCGCCAACCAGUGUACCUCUGCCAUCAAGUCCAUCCGCAAAAUCUCCUGUCUCUGUCAAGUCUCCGAAAUCUCCUCUGUCCAAGGAAGUCACUGAGGAGCAGACUGAUUUGGCAGAUACACUGCCCCCUCAACCCGGUAAAGCAGCAAGGGUCAACACCCUCAACAUCAAGCGUCCCCGCGUACCCACCAAAGACAUGUCACCGCAAACACUCCAACACUACAAAGCCGUCACUGCACCCACCACUCUCAACACCGACAUCCCCUCUACCUCUUCCUACCCCAACGAACCCCAAAGCCCCGCCCACAUAAUCACAGCCCUCAUCCCCUUCAUCCAAGACCUCGUCGCCGAAAUCCUCCUCCACUGGCGUCUCAUCUUGAUUCUCUAUUCUGCUGCUUAUUUGGGUGCUUCGUCGGCGAAUACUGCUGUGGAGUGGUCUUGGGCCAAUGCUAAUGGGUAUGCGCCUGAGAACAAGUAUUUGUUUGUGGGCAAAGCGAUGCCUGGGCAUGUUGGAGCGAUGGUUUGGGGUGUUGUGGGAUGGGUGUGGAGCUUGGUGUUUGGGCAUUGGGGACUCGGUGCUGUGGUCAGACUGCCGUUGUCUCCUGGAUGA
This is a messenger RNA of Aureobasidium uvarum, 3762 nucleotides long. The record is from the annotation of a GenBank genome assembly. NCBI's taxonomy places the organism in Eukaryota, Fungi, Ascomycota, Dothideomycetes, Dothideales, Saccotheciaceae.